Messenger RNA from Cavia porcellus (domestic guinea pig), 5296 nucleotides. It is a transcript of the gene Tor4a, whose product is annotated as torsin family 4 member A. The transcript has 2 exons. Gene Ontology annotation, cellular component: nuclear envelope; endoplasmic reticulum lumen. Bases 2573 to 3814 code for a protein of 413 amino acids. NCBI's taxonomy places the organism in Eukaryota, Metazoa, Chordata, Mammalia, Rodentia, Caviidae. The record is from RefSeq and is a predicted model, not a curated record. Gene Ontology annotation, molecular function: ATP hydrolysis activity; ATP binding.
CUGGGACAGACCAGCUCUUUGGCUCUCAUCUGGGUCCUGGCUGAGGAGCUUCCCCCAACAGGAUGCAGAGCCUAGGCACAGUGCUGCAGGGUUGGAGCUGGUGGACUUCACAGCUGGGUGACCACUCUGAGCUGUCUGUUGUGAUGGCUGCAGGAGGCAGGUCCCUGUGGAGAAGGGGGUGGUGGGUUUGAGGAGCCUCAGCCUCAGUCCUCCGUGGAGAUGGGGUGGGCAUGGGCAGAUGGGAGUCAGGGUGUCAUGCAAUCACAGGGAGGAUCUGGAGGCCCAGGGCUAUAUCUGUUGAAGCCUCCUGGAUGGAGCCAGCGCUGGGGGCUGUGAGAUGCAGGCAUGACAUGGUGAGGAGAGGCAGUGAGUGCAUGUGCUCCUGAAUCCCAUCUCAUAACCCUACACUGGAUCUUGGGGCUCCCUAUUGGUGACCCUGUUAAAUCCUAAUCCUUUCAGAGGUCCCUGGUUAAUGAGGUUUCUACCUCUUCACACCUCAUGAAGGCAGAGCCUCAAGACUGUGCUCAGACUAUAGCCUAGCCACAGGGAGUCCUCAGUAGGGAGUUGUUGGGACCAGCAGUGUAAGAAAAUGGGCUGUGGGAAGGACUCUAGAGUGAAGAGUGGUCCUUGGGGUGGGGCAGCAAGUCAGGGCCCUGGGCCUCCAGUGCAGACAUGCAGGGAGGGCAGGCUGGUGGUAUGGACGGGGGCCCUCUGCUGGCAUUCGUCCGUGUCACUCCUGGAGCAGGAAAUGACCACUAUAAGGUGGCCAGGAGUGUAUCUGACACUGGUGAGGCAGUGGGCAGUGUGGAGGGUCACCUGUGGUCACAGGAUGGACAGCUGGCCUGCUCCGGGUCCUUCCAGGUCUGCCUGCAGGGGACAGUGGCAAGAGCCACAGUUGGGGAGACCAGGGCCAGAGUAGCCAUGGGGCGCAGGUCAGAGCCAAGGAUCAGUGUGUAUUGGGGAGACGAGAGGGAAGACUGCCAAGCUGACCGUCACAGUCAGCUUGGUCACUGGUGGAGGGUGGGACCCCAGGAUGCAAAAGUCUAUUUGAGUGCAUCGGUGACUAAGGAGGGGUGACAGCUGCAGAGACAGCCUGGAGGGACCAUCCUCAGGGGACUACCUUGGCAGGUAUGGCCUGAAGAGGUAAACACCUGGGGGUACUGAGGACACCUGCGAUGGGAGGGGGGUGCUGUCGUCCUCCAAGCCACCAUUGUCAGGGGCUCAGCCCCACAGUGUGAGUCCUGAGAGUGCAGUGGCUGCGGCUAGGUAGGUGUGCAGGAAGCAAAGCCUCCAGGAUGGGGCACAGUGCACUGGGGCUGAGACCCAGGUGUCAAGAAUUGGACUGUGGUCUUUGCACCAGGAAGGAAAGUGUAGGGCCAGGUUUCCCCUUGGCCUUAUAAGGGUAGCCAGCCUGACAGAAUGCUUCAGUGAGCUUCUUCCCCACCUGAGGGUGGGCUCUGGGCCAUCACGGGCUUGGCAGUAGCUUUUGCCAGUACUACACCCACCCAUGGAUGUAGCACCUCCUUAUUGUAGCCCUUGCCCGCCUCAUCAGUAAAAUGUGAAACUGUGGAGACCAGAGGGGUCCUGGAGAACCCUCUUCCCUGCCUCAGGGCUUUCACAACUUUCUGCAGAAGGAUAUCCUGGAUGGCUGGGGAGCUGGGGACAGGAUUGCCUGGGAUUAGGCCUGUGCAUGCUGCCUCCGUGCAAGUGAGGGAGAUGGGGAGGCUGCCUCCAAAGGAGGGGCGCCUGGCCAACAGCAGGCAGGUGGACCGGAAAGUUGGGGCCUCUGCCCUCUACCUUGUGCCAAGUUCCACAUGUGCCCAGCUGCCAAAGGGACCCUGAACCUCAUGUGCAGUGUGGGGGCCUCUACCUCGCCUGGGUUCUAAUACUCAAUGUCCUAACAGUUCCUCCCCACUCGCCAGUCCUGCACCUGCCACCCUGUAACCCUGUGACCCUCAAGCACCCUGCCUCAGCACUGUAGACUAGGCUGUGGUUAGGUUGGGUUAUUUUUAAGUGUGGCCCGUCUGGGGUGGUGGGGAUAGUAAGGGGGCCUUGUUGGGGGUUGCAGAGAUGGGACAGAGGAAGGUCAGGCUAAGAUUAGAGAACCCAGCCGGACAGGCACAGGAGAGGCAGUGGUAGUGGGGGGUGGUCCGUGUUGGGCAGACUGGGCAGCACGGAGAUCCAGGAGGCCGCAGGGGGUCCUCUUCGCCAAACCAGUCUCCUGUGGGAGCCGCAAGCUGAGGAGGGGGUGACCAGCCUGAGAGGGGGCCCUGGCCGACAGCCAGACCUCCUCGCCCAGCGCCUCAGUCCAGCCUAAGUCCCGCCCGGCUGCACCCCUGACUCACUUCCUCUGCGGGAAGCGGAAACCUCCCUGGAGCUUCCUCCGCUGCGGACUCUCCCUGGGGACCCGCAGGUGUCGCGGCCCGGAAGGCCCCAAAACCACCGCACCCCGGAGCCCGGCGUUUCCUGCUUCCUGCAUCGUCUCAGGGCCGCAGCUGUGCAGAGGGCACGGAGCUGGGGAGCGCGCAGCUCUAGGGCGGGUGACCUGCAUGCCGAACACUGGCCCCUCGCCAUGGACCCGCAGCCCGCGAACCCCGCGAACCCCGGGCCUCGCACCCCGGACCCCUACGUGAUAGCGUCGGUACGCGCCGCGCUCCGCCUGCGCCGCCGCGUGUUCGUCCUGCGUAAGCGCAGCCUCUUGCAGCCCGGCGUAGGGUCGAGCGAGGGGCCCGGGGCUCUCAGGCCAAGCUGCAGUCCUGGGACUCUGCGCACCGACCUGGCGAAACCCAAGUUCUUCACCUUUGAUGGCCCGGCCGAACUGGAGCCCCGGACGCCUCGCAAGAGACGGCGGCGCAGCCGCGUGGUGCUCUACCCCGAGGCAUCGCGCAGAUGCCGGCCGCGUGCGGAGCGCCAGAGCCGCGCGCAGCGCUGCCUGCUGCUGCUGGUAGCCAUCGUGGGCUUCCAGGUGUUGAAUGCCAUCGAGAAUCUGGAUGACAAUGCGCAGCGUUAUGACCUCGACGGACUAGAGAAGGCGCUGCAGCGCGCCGUAUUCGGACAGCCCGCCGCAGUGAGCCGAAUCAUGGCGCUGUUGCGUGACUACCUGGCCACGCAUGUGCACAGUCGCCCGCUGCUUCUGGCGCUACACGGGCCCAGCGGCGUGGGGAAGAGCCACGUGGGCCGCCUGCUGGCACGCCACUUCCACGCGGUGCUGGAGGAUGGGGCGCUCGUGCUGCAGUACCAUGCCCAGCACCACUGCCCUGAGCCGCACGCUGCACAGGGCUGCCGCGAGGAGCUGGCGCGUCGGGUGGCUGCUGUGGUGGCGCAGGCGGAGGCUGAGGAGAAGACGCCGCUUGUGGUGCUGGACGAGGCAGAGCUCCUGCCACCUGCGCUGCUGGACGAGCUGCAUGGCCUCCUGCAGCCGCAGCGGGCACACCAGUUCCACAACGCCAUCUAUGUCUUACUGAGCGGCAUGGGUGGGGCCGAGGUCACGCGCUUCGUGCUGCAGAACGCGUCCCGCGCUCUGGCCCCAGGCCCCGAUGCCAUUGUGGCGGAGGAGGAGCUUCGCACACGCCUCCAGGAGCUGCUGGUGCGCGAGCACCCGCUGUGGAGCUCCGCAGCCGUUGUGCCCUUCUUGCUACUGGACAAGCAGGAUGUGGUCAGCUGCUUCCGGGACGAGAUGGCUGGAGAGGGCUUCUUUCCUGAGCAAGCGCGCGCAGAGAGCCUGGCUGCACAGCUCAGCUACUACCAGGUUGCAGGCCGCGAGUUUGCUGUCACGGGCUGCAAGCAGGUGGUGGCCACAGUGAACCUCUUGUAGUGCAGGUGUGGACUCUGGCACGGGGCCUAUGACUCAGGGCCAGGGCUGGGUUGCCUGAGGAGGGGGUAGAUGGGAGUGACUGGACUGCAAGUACCCCACUCUGCCUCCACCCCAGGGCUCCUGGAGAGUCCUUGGGGCCACAGGCAGCCAGCCACCUUCCCAUCUUUGACCCCAUUCAGGUUUGACUCCAUUCAGGAUUCCUGCAGCCCCAGGAAGUAGGCAGGCUGUUCCCCUGGUAGAAAGUGAUCCUACAGGGCCAGCAGCCCCCAGGACAUACAGCCAGUCCCCCGGGUCACAGAGCCAGCAUGGGGGGCUUGCUGCAGCCUUCCUUCCCAGGAGCUCCCUAGAGGGCAGUGGAGAGGAUAGAUGUCUCCAAUCCCAAAGUGUGGCCAGGGGACUCUUUUAGUGCUCUGGGACAGGGAAUGGGCCUAAGUGGGGGGCCCCGAUUUCCUGGUGGCUGAACAGGUAUGUCUUGAAUCCAGCUGAUGCCACUCUGGCUCCUGUCCCUAGAGAGUGGUCAGGCCCCCUGUCUGUGGCAUUUCCCGGAGUGCACAGCGCAUAUGCCAGGCCAUGGGAGAGGUGGAGGCCUGGGCCAGGGUGCAGUGACCACCACAGCUGUACAUCUGUCUCCAGUGCGGUGGCCUUUGAUGUCAAAGCUAUCUGCCUCUCCCAGACAAUCCUCAGGGCCUUCACACCAUACUAUUGGGAAGCCCUGGCUCCUUCCACAGCACAAGCCUUAAGAGGAAGAGGCUGCUCAGUGCUGGGAGCUUGUCUGGUGACUCAUCUUGGGGUGCAGUGCCUGGCUUCACCCCAGCCCUUCAGGAGGGUACAGCAGGUGGGAUUGCAGCAGGACAUUGAUUAGGACAAAAACCUGAGUGGGGCAAAGAAUGAGAGGCCCCUGGGGGUGGCGGUGCUACCUGAGGUUAAGGCCUGGGAUGUGUAUGUCCCUGGUCUGAGCUCCUUCCUGGAACUAUCAGAGCCGGUGUCCCUUGAGGGGCCCGCUAACCCACUACCUGAGGGCCUGCUCAUUUGUGGGGAUUCAGGUCCAAGUCUUGGGGCAGACUGAGCAGUCCAACCUGAGCCAAGCACAGCCACUUGGCCUGGGGAGAUCAGGAUCCUCCUCCCCUGGGACUGGGCUCCCUCUUCCAGCCCCAAUGGAGGGCAUUGGCUCUGCACCACCUCAGCUCUGUGCUGAUGUUCCAGGGUGUGAUGCUGGGAUCCUCACUGCUCCCCAUGGGGGUCCCCCAGGACUGUCCCUGCCCAGCACAGCACUGACCUCAAGGUGUCACCUCCCCAGGUAGGUGGAGUGCAUGUUCUCUACCCAGCUAGCAGCACCCACAGGUGUCUGCUGAAACCUAUGUGGGAUUUUAUUUAUUUCUAAACUAUCCCAUCAAAGUAGAUUUCAGUGCUUAAUAGGAAUGUGCACUUGGCACCGUGAACUGAUUGUAUCACACCUGUAAUAAAUCAUGUGGCUAAACCCCA